This is a messenger RNA of Fusarium tjaetaba, 2127 nucleotides long. Its product is annotated as d-lactate dehydrogenase (cytochrome). The transcript has 5 exons. Gene Ontology annotation, cellular component: mitochondrion. Bases 1 to 2127 code for a protein of 708 amino acids. The record is from RefSeq and is a predicted model, not a curated record. Gene Ontology annotation, biological process: lactate catabolic process. Gene Ontology annotation, molecular function: D-lactate dehydrogenase (NAD+) activity; FAD binding; D-lactate dehydrogenase (cytochrome) activity. NCBI's taxonomy places the organism in Eukaryota, Fungi, Ascomycota, Sordariomycetes, Hypocreales, Nectriaceae.
AUGGCUGGAGCGCUGAGUUUCAGCAGCCAACCAACCAAGACGCAUUUAUCAUCGACACAGACAUUGAUGGACACUCCUGAUAUCCAGCACAACUUGUCUGCAUCGAAUAUUCAGGGCGCUUGUAAAGAGUUCGCUGCUAUCUUGGGCCCUGAGAACGUCUCAACAGAACGUGCCGAUCGCGUUACGCACUCUGGCUCAGACUACCAAUCGUACGCCUGGACUGAGGAGUCGGCCAUUCUUUCGCAGGUGAUUCUUUAUCCUGAGACUACAGAACAGGUUUCAGAGCUUAUGAAGGUAUGCUUCCGACGUCGGCUACCAGUAACGCCGUACUCGGGAGGGACAUCGAUCGAAGGCCAGUACAUACCUCACCUACAGGGCAUAUGCGUUGACUUUGGCCGGAUGAACAACAUAGUUGAGCUCAAUAAAUAUGAUCUUGAUUGUGUUGUGCAACCAGGAAUCGGGUGGAUGGACUUGAACGAAGAGUUAGCCGCCCAUGGCCUCUUCUUCCCUCCUGACCCUGGCCCAGGCGCCAUGAUUGGAGGGAUGGUCGGUACAGGAUGCUCUGGAACGAACGCCGCGGCAUAUGGAACUAUGAAAGACUGGGUACUAUCACUCACAGUUGUCCUCGCCGAUGGCACCAUUAUCAAGACUCGGCAGAGGGCAAGAAAGUCGAGCGCAGGCUAUGAUUUGACAAGAACCUUCAUCGGAAGUGAAGGGACGCUUGGACUGGUCACAGAAGCUACGCUUAAGCUAGCAGUCAAGCCGCCUUGCGAGGCCGUGGCUGUAUGUACCUUUCCGACACUACGAGAUGCUGCGUCUGCAGUUCGAGAAGUGUUGUCCAAUGGCAUCCAGGUGGCAGCUGUUGAGAUUCUUGAUGAAGUACAGAUGAAGAGCAUCAACGAUUCUGCCUUGACAAGGCUGAAGUGGAAGGAAGAGCCAACACUGUUCUUCAAGUUCACAGGGAGCGAUGAGUUCAUUGUGGAUCACCUCGCCAAAGAAGUCGGAAGUAUCACGAAGCAAAACCACAGCACGACAUACACAUUCGCUUCCGAUGAGACAGAACGAAACGAAUUAUGGUCCGCAAGAAAAAACGCACUAUGGAGCAUGCUAGCCAUGCGAAAGUCACCCACUGACAAAGUUUGGACCACUGACGUUGCUGUGCCUCUAAGUAGACUUCCUGAUAUCAUCGAGUUUGCCAAAGCCGACAUCGAGAAGUCAGGGUUGCUUGGCUCAAUCGUUGGGCACGUUGGUGACGGAAACUUCCAUACCCUGUUACUUUUCCCUGAGGAGAAGCGCCAUAUCGCUGAAGAUGUUGUUCACAGAAUGGUCGACAAGGCUAUCGAGAUGAAAGGUACAGCGACGGGCGAGCAUGGUGUUGGACUUGUGAAGAGGGACUAUUUGGAGAAGGAGCUUGGCAAAGAAGCUGUCGAUGCGAUGCGAUCGGUGAUUCGUAUGCAGGCAGCAUCAGAGCUCUGUAUGGCAGUCGAGUCCAUAUUCUCCUACGCCUUCCUAUACCGCUUUCAUGUGGACAACAGCUACGCAGACAAAGCAGAAGUGGCAGCUUUCAACGCAUUUCCAGCCGCCAUGAGUCCAGACUGGUGGUCUCACCAGUAUGUCACGCAAACAAACCAAAUCUGGUCCGGAAAUCUGACCCAAAACCCAUUUUUCAAUGUCGUUUCUUAUGCAAAUACAUACGGCUUGGAACAAUUUUUAUUUACUAUGGUGCUCUAUCCACUCGACAUCCCUUAUACGGAGACGCACCACCAACCGCUGAAUUGGAUCGAUCGCAAGCCUCUCGCAGAUGACGAGGUGCACCCCAAGGCCCACGAUCAUGUGCUAGAACCUACUGAGCUUUGGCAAUAUGCAAUCGACCCAGAUAGCAUCGUCGUCAAGACGUCCACAUCAUCCGUUAGGAAACUGCCUAACCCGAUCUUUGCAAAGGAUGCUCCCCCAGUUUUUCUUACAGUCGAUGCGUGGAAGAUUGCCUGGCCAGCGGAUAAUGAUGCGGCGGCGUGGCCUCCAAUUGACCCAGUGGUCGACAAGGAUAAGAAGGAAAAGAUAAAAUUGGUCCCGUUUGGAUCGGCCAAGUUACAUAUUGCACAAUUCCCUGUGGCAAAACCUGAAUAG